This is a messenger RNA of Lycium ferocissimum, 881 nucleotides long. RefSeq lists its product as uncharacterized. The record is from RefSeq and is a predicted model, not a curated record. NCBI's taxonomy places the organism in Eukaryota, Viridiplantae, Streptophyta, Magnoliopsida, Solanales, Solanaceae. Bases 30 to 881 code for a protein of 283 amino acids. The transcript has a single exon.
CACACAAUAAUUUCAUAUACUGAAAUUAAAUGAAGACGGAAAUGGUAGAUUUCAACUUUGACAGUGCUUGUACUACUCCUUAUAUAAGUGCUCCUUCGAGUCCUCAACAUUUUGGGACAGCAUUCUUUUUCAGUGCCCCAACAAGUCCUACUCGUAUUUCCGCCCUUUACGGAGAAACUAACGUUACCCGUUACAACGAUCGUGAUGAUGAUAAUGCAGAUGAUUUCGCUUUUGAAUUUAACGGACAUGAAUUGGAGAAAAACAUAAUAAUAUCAGGAGCUGACGAGCUAUUUGAUGGCGGAAAAAUCAAGCCUUUAUUUGAGUCCCCGAUAUCACCAAAGCUGAGGCUCAAAGGUAAGAAGAACGCGAUCGAGCCAAUUGUAGAAGCCAAGGAAAGAACUCAAAAUUCUAUAAGAAAUAAUUCUUCUGGUUCCAGUAGACAUAAAGCGACAAGAUCAUUAUCUCCUCUGAGAGUAUCGGAUUUAUUGUUAAUUGAUGAGGAUGAUGAAAGUAUUGAUCAAGAGAAAACAGAGUCCUCUGUUUCAUCGUUGAUAUCGCUAUGGAACAGUUGGAAAUUGAAAGACUUAUUGCUAUUCAGAAGUGCUUCCGAGAGUCGAGCAAGUAGCAGUACAGAAGAGUUAAACAAGUAUUCGCUAGUGAAGAAAAUCCGUCGAGAAGAUGUGAAAAAAUCAUCCGUAUUGAACUCGAGGAGGAAGAUGAGGAGACCGAUUUCGGCUCAUGAAUUGCAUUACAAGAUGAAGAAGGAGAUGUUGAAAGAUAUGAAGAAGAAAACUUUCUUACCAUAUAAGCAAGGUCUACUUGGUUGGCAUGGUUGCACUGGCCUUGAUGAUACAAUUUCAGCUUAUAUGACUCCUCGUUAA